Messenger RNA from Eupeodes corollae, 5118 nucleotides. It is a transcript of the gene Mekk1, whose product is annotated as mitogen-activated protein kinase kinase kinase 4. The transcript is spliced from 16 exons. Gene Ontology annotation, molecular function: ATP binding; protein kinase activity. Lineage: Eukaryota; Metazoa; Arthropoda; Insecta; Diptera; Syrphidae. The record is from RefSeq and is a predicted model, not a curated record. Gene Ontology annotation, biological process: MAPK cascade; protein phosphorylation. The coding region runs from base 159 to 4697 and encodes 1512 amino acids.
UUUGAAGACGAAGGUUAAAAAUGGCACUCUAAAGAAAGACCACCUGAUCCGGUUAAAUUCUCCCAAAAAGUACAUAAAAUAUUCAAAUUUAAUUAAUUGUACAAUCAGAAUUACAUGAAAAUCAAUCGAAUUGUGUUGGAAAAAUAGAACUUUAUAAAAUGGAAAAGAAUGUAUUAACUGUUGUAUUAAGAAAACAAUCCAAAUCUCAAGUGUCCAAAACUGCUGACUGUGCUAAUAAUUAUUGUGCUGCUACUGCUACCAAAAAAGAUCCCAAUCAAGAAGACUUCGAAAUCGAAACCAAAUAUCAGGGACAACCAAAACCACCAAUAAAUAAGAAUACAGGGGAUAGCAAAGACAGCAACGUAAACGACAACAACAGCAACGGCCACAGUUUGACUUCAAGUUCGAGUUCUACCGAAGUCGACAAUCAAAUCAAAAGCGAUGAAUAUUUGGACGUGGAAAUUCGUGUGAAGUCUUCAGCGAAAAGGAUUCCAAAAGUCAUUGAGGACGAAUUUACAUUACAUCCAGAUGAUGUCAUCGCAGCGAGAUUUGAAGAAUAUGGAAGUACACCACCUAGAACAAGGAUGAAUAAAAAAAGUCGCGACUGGGAUAGAAAACAAAAGCUCAAUGAUCCAGUUCAAAAAAGGGGAAUGAAUCGUCCAGCUAGGUCUCGAGUAUUAAGACGUAAUACAAUGGAUUGUGCAUUGUUAAAUGAAAUAUUUGUUGAUGAAGAAGUCAAGCGCAAUGAUAAGCGUUCUCAGGCACUGUUGCGAGAAGCCGAAAGAGAAUUGAAGACAGCAGCAAUAAAUCCACAAACCCGAGUGUCCAGCUUCCACGAGAUGAAUCCUGAGAGUGUUGAAAGCUUAACAGGGAAUCCUGCUUGUAGAACUUCUGAAGUGCCAACUUUUAUUGAAUCCUGUAACCGCUAUAGAAGUGUUGUUUCCAGACCUAUCGGAUGUCGUUCAUCUGCUCCCCCCUCAGCUUUUGCCAUAAAUCUUGGUUUGACUGACAAGGAAACACCAGCAUCGCACACGCGUAAAGAAUUCCACGAGACUUUUGCGAAUUUAAUAAAACUUGGCAGCAUUGAUCGACAAGAAAUAAAGCCCACUCAGGAAGAACAUACAUGGCAGACAGAGGUGAAAGAUCUCAUUUGGCUUGAACUGCAAGCCUGUCAAGCUGAUAGAACUAUGGAACAACAGGACAGAUUCUUAUUAUCAUCGCGGCAAGGUGUUCCUGAUCUUUUAAAUGAGAUCAUAAAUUACAAAUUUCGACCUGUAUACGAAAGAGAGAUAAGUGCCGUCAGUACUGAUAGCGGACUUAGUAGUGGAUCGGGAAGCGAACCUACCUGUAAGCUUGAUUGUCCAUCUCUAAAAUGUUGCCACGGUUGCAUGUCGCUCUAUUGUAGAGAUUGUGCUGAACAACAAAGAACUGCAUUAAAAGAAGUCGAAGAACUUCUGACACGCCUUGAAGCUGCCGAAGCGCUAUAUCCAUCAUCCCAAGCUAUGGGAAGUUUUCAUCCAAAUUAUAAAAGCGAGAGUUUUGUUGGUAAAAUAAAAGCUAUGUGCUUAUGGUAUAAUAUAACUCGUCAAACACGUCUUAAACUUAUGCUUUUGGGUAAAAUAUUUACAAGAUUACAAGGUGAAAAAUUUAGUUGGCCUAUAAAAACAUCAACAACAGAUAGCUCAUCAUCGUCUUCGGGCUUAGAAAACGAUGAUUCAGCUAUAUACUCGACGACUGAUUCAAAAAAUUCAACCAAAGAAUUUCAACAACGAUUGCCUAAAGUUCAGUUCCAAUUAGAUGAUAAAAGUUACACAACUCCUUCAAGCAGUAAUGAUUCUAAUUCGACAGAUGCAAGUCAACGAUCCGAGUUUCAGGAGUUCUCAGCUCAUAUAAAUACAUUUAAUAUCUUCAAUGUUGAACCUCUAAUGAAUGUAUACGAUGACAACGGGAAAAAUUCCACAUCAUUUUAUAGAAAAUUUAUUGAAAACGUACUUAAAUCGAAAGGCUUAGCGAAAUCCCUAUCAUUCCUGCAGCGUCUGCAUAGUUUAGUUCUGCAUAAGGCGCAAAUAUCUCUUGAAAAAAUCGGCACCGAAGAUGAUGAUUUCGAAAUUGAUCUUCACGAAAAGGAUUUACCCCGUCUAGACCCUGUGAUAAGCAAAGAACAAAUUGAAGAACUACGCCGCUACGGAUACUGGAGCCCCGAAUCAAAAUCAAUUGGAUUACCUUCGUACAUUCCUACAUUUGUUUUUCUUAGUAUUAUUCCUUUGCAAUUUAUGCAUGAAUUUUUACGGAUGCGUCUCGAGACACGUCCUCAAAAACCUAAUCCUCUUAGUUUAAAACAACUAAUGAAAGAACUUCGUGAAGGUUUAACUCUGGCCCUAACACAUCGUGAGAAUUACCAUAGGCACAUAAGUACGGCAUUGCAGGAUAACGAAGAGGAACUGGAGAAGUAUUUGAAAAUUCUAGAUCAAUUCGAUUCAACUGUGAAAACUACUUUUGGCGUGUACCUAGAUUAUGUUGACCAAAUGGUAUUAGAAGCAACAUCGGAGAACAAUCAAAAGUCAGCUUUGGAAAAGGAAUGGAUGUUCACUAAACUUGUAAGUCCAAUGAUCCAUGGGAUGCAUACGUUGGCAACAACAAAAUUUUGUGUGGUUAUUCGAAAACUUCUUCACAAAAUCAGCGAACGCAUAGUGAAUCAAACGCGUGAAAUCAAUAUUCGAAUCGAAUGUACAAAUUCCCAACCGGAAGACCGUAAGAAAGAGCUUCUGUUCAUAAUUUGCCGUGACACCCAAGGCUUCUUCACUUUGGAACGAGAAAGUUCCCUUAUGGUCUUGGUUUUUGCCAAAAUGUUCUGCCGUGACGUCGAGCAUACGGACUUCCAUCGCGAACACUACGAUGAAUACCUUAAUAGAAGUAAAUUAAACAACUUCUCUUGUCCUCAAGUGAAGAAAGAAUUCAAAAUGGUUCAAAAAGAUGUUCUCGAUGUGCGAAAUAAGCUUAAACAAAUGAUUGAAAAUGUUCAAGCACAAUGUUGUGUUAGGAAUAUAAAGGAACUAGACGAACAAGAUCGUCAGGCUGUGUUCUCGGGUUAUCGGGAAAUUCUCCAUCAGGGCUUUAAAUUCGGAUUUGAAUAUAAUAAGGCUGUCAUUCGGUUGUUCGAACAGAAGAUAAUGCAGAAUCGUGAUGUGACGUGUGACAAAGAUCUUGCCCUGGGGAUUGUUGCAUUCUCCAAAAUGUGGAUGCAAUUUGUGACGGAGCGUUGUGAACGAGGACGAGGUGUUCGUCCCCGAUGGGCGUCACAGGGCCUGGAGUUUCUUAUAUUGGCGUGUGAUCCUCAGAUAACGCGAUUCCUCGACGAUCAUCAGUUUGAGGAUUUAAAAACUAAAAUGGACCGUUGUAUAUCGCAUGUCAUCGGAAUCAACUCGGAACCUGAAAAGACAAAGAAAAAAGCUAGUCCUCGCACCCGGAAGACAUCAUCGCCGGCAACUAGUCGAUCUCGCACACCAACCCGGUCUCCGAUGUCAGCUGGAGUUGUAGUUGAUCAUUCAUCCCAAAAAUUCCUGCAUCCACAGUUGAGUUUGAAGGAGGAGCCAUCAUCUCCAUCGGAUUACAGUUCCCUUGAUACACCCGAUUGUGACUCAACAAAACUGAACACCUUAAGACUGAUUGUUCCGAGUAAAGUAGGACUAGAUAGUAUUGUAUUGCGGCAAAUAAGGGUGCGAGACGCUGUCAAUCGACUGGACAUGGAAAUCGAGAAUGGACUUCGGGCGAAAAAUCUUAUCGGUCAGGUUAAGGCUUUGAAUAAUUCUGAAAAUAUUCAUAUUCGAGCUAAGACUGUUAAUUUCCAAUGGCAUCGAGGAAUUAAGAUUGGUCAAGGUCGUUUUGGAAAGGUGUACACCGCUGUUAACAAUUCGACUGGUGAACUUAUGGCCAUGAAAGAGAUUGCAAUCCAGCCUGGUGAAACCCGAGCUUUGAAGAAUGUAGCAGACGAGUUGAAGAUUUUGGAAGGUAUUACACACCGAAAUCUUGUCCGUUACUAUGGCAUCGAAGUUCACAGGGAGGAACUGCUUAUUUUUAUGGAACUUUGUUCUGAGGGAACACUUGAGUCACUUGUUGAAAUGUCAGAUAUUCUCCCAGAAGGCCUUACUCGCCGUUUUACAGCGCAACUACUUUCUGGUGUACAUGAAUUGCAUAAGCAUGGCAUAGUGCAUCGUGACAUAAAGACAGCAAAUAUAUUCCUAGUCGAUGAGAUCAAUAGCCUUAAGUUGGGUGAUUUUGGAUCGGCGGUAAAGAUUCAAGCUCACACCACAGUACCUGGUGAAUUACAGGGAUAUGUCGGAACACAAGCUUAUAUGGCUCCGGAAAUGUUUACAAAAUCAAAGAGCGAUGGACAUGGUCGAGCGGCUGAUAUAUGGUCAGUGGGAUGUGUUGUAGUUGAAAUGGCUUCGGGAAAACGACCUUGGUGGCAAUAUGAUUCCAAUUUCCAAAUUAUGUUUAAAGUUGGCAUGGGUGAAGCUCCUAAAGCUCCUGAUACCUUGUCACAGGAAGGACAUGAUUUCUUACAAAUGACAUUGCAACAUGAUCCGAAAGAUCGUUGGUCGGCAGUUCAGCUUUUAGAACAUAAUUUCUGCAAGGUUGUAGAUGAAGAUAAUCAUUUCCAACAACGGGGUCGAGGUUCAUUUAGAAGGAGCGAUUAGAACAUGUUCACAUAAUAACCAGCCCAUGUAAAUUAUAUCUCUAAACUUAAUUACCCCCCUGGAACACAAAUAAAAAAAGCCUUAUUUGUACGAGUUGAAACCUAUCAUCCUACAAAACCGUUUAUGCUACUUCAAGAGCUUCGAAGUGAUAGUUAACCUUCAAGCAGCCAAGGCAGUUUCAGAGGGUUUACCAAAUGCAUUUGUUCAUACGAUACGGGAAUAAUAACUUAAUUACAUUAUGUGUUUUUAUUUGUAUUUUUAAUUUUAAAUAGUAUUAAAUAAGUAAUGACAAUAAUCGUGGAUGCAAGAAAAUUUAGUAGAUUGUUAUGUUAUUUUGUAUGUCACUUAAAUAAAUGACAUUAAAUUAUUUUUUAAACAAGUUAAAAACUUUUAAAUAAAGUACGUAAUUAUGAAAAGUAAA